GCUUUCGCCGAAUAUAUCUACCACCCUCCUGUUCUUCCCCACACGGUUUCCUUUUUAAUCAUUCUUGACAGAACGAAGAAAGCUGGGUUUUGAGAGAAAAGGAAUAGGAAAGAAAAAGAUUGACAAGAUGGUUUCCACGACUGCACUGUUAUUCCGCACUGCGCGGGGCUUCUCGAGGGAUGGCAACAAGCAAUCCCUCCGCCUCGUCGCGCGCACCUUCGCGUCCUCCUCCCGUCGCUACGAAAUCAACAAAGUCUUCCCGUCGGUCAGCGAAGCGAUCAAAGACAUGAAGUCGGGCUCCACACUCCUGUCCGGCGGCUUCGGACUAUGCGGAGUACCCGACACACUCAUCAACGAGCUCGAGAAGAACCCUCACAUCAAGGACCUGACGUGCGUCUCCAACAACGCGGGCGUCGACGGCGGCGGUCUCGGCAAGCUUCUCGCCUCCGGCCAGGUCAAGAAGAUGAUCGCCUCGUACGUCGGCGAGAACAAGACGUUCGAGCGGAAAUACCUGACGGGGGAGAUCGAGCUUGAGCUCACGCCGCAGGGCACGCUGGCGGAGCGCUGUCGCGCCGGCGGCGCGGGAGUCCCCGCGUUCUAUACCCCCGCUGCAUACGGCACGUGGGUGCAGACCGGCGAGCUGCCGACGAAGUACAACAGCGACGGGACGGUGGCGCAGUUCUCGAAGCCGCGGGAGGUCCGCGAGUUCGCGGGCAAGAGCUAUAUCCUCGAGGAGGCGAUCCGCGGCGACUACGCGUUCGUCAAGGCGUGGAAGGCGGACCCGCUGGGGAACUGCCAGUUCCGGUACUCGGGCGCGAACUUUAAUGGCGCGAUGGGACGCAACGCUGCGGUCACCAUCGUCGAGGCGGAGGAAAUCGUCCCCGCGGGCGGUAUCGACCCCUCGAGCGUACACCUCCCCGGUAUCUACGUCACCCGUGUGGUGCAGUCUACCACCGAGAAGGGCAUCGAGAAGCGCGUGUACGCCAAGGACCCGGUGGAGGCGGCGGCCUCCGCGCUCGGCUCGGGCGAGACCGCGAACAAGCGUGAGCGCAUCGUGAAGCGUGCCGCGAAGGAGUUCAAGAAUGGCAUGUACGCGAACCUGGGCAUCGGCAUGCCCAUGCUCGCGCCGUCGUUCGUCGACCCGUCCGUCGAGGUGCAGCUGCAGUCCGAGAACGGAAUCCUGGGCCUCGGCCCCUACCCGCAGAAGGGACAGGAGGAUCCAGACCUCAUCAACGCCGGCAAGGAGACCGUCACCCUCAACCCUGGCGCCUCCAUCUUCGGCUCUGAGGAGUCGUUCGGCAUGAUCCGCAGCGGCCGCAUCGACCUCACCAUCCUGGGAGCUAUGCAGGUUAACCAGUUCGGUGACCUCGCCUCGUGGGCACUGCCCGGAAAGAUAAAGGGCAUGGGAGGAGCAAUGGACCUCGUAUCCAACCCGGAGAAGACCAAGGUCGUCGUCACCAUGGAGCACACCGACCGCAAGGGCAACCCCAAGAUCCUGAAGCAAUGCGCCUUCCCGCUCACUGGCCGCACCUGCGUCAGCCGCAUCAUCACCGAGCUGGCCGUGUUCGACGUAGACUUCACGGAGGGGCUGACACUGAUCGAGCACGCGGAGGGUGUUACCGUCGACGAGAUCAAGGCCAAGACCGAAGCGCCAUUCAAGGUCUCGGCUGACCUCAAGCCUAUGCAGAUCUAGAAUCUAGAUGGGUUUCCUUCUCGGCGGAUAGACAAAACGGUGUCGGGUUUUGGGGGGCGGGGCUAGGUUUCGCAUAGUACGAUGCAUCAUGGGAUUAACUGGGAGUUUUGUUUUCGAUUUGGUUAUGAUA
Messenger RNA from Tricharina praecox, 1823 nucleotides. Its product is annotated as putative succinyl-CoA:3-ketoacid-coenzyme A transferase. Gene Ontology annotation, molecular function: succinyl-CoA:3-oxo-acid CoA-transferase activity. The coding region runs from base 128 to 1693 and encodes 521 amino acids. NCBI's taxonomy places the organism in Eukaryota, Fungi, Ascomycota, Pezizomycetes, Pezizales, Pyronemataceae. Gene Ontology annotation, biological process: ketone body catabolic process. The record is from RefSeq and is a predicted model, not a curated record. The transcript is spliced from 3 exons.